AUUCCUUCUUAGUGUAACCCCUCCCUCUGCCCUUGUAUGGUUUAGCCCGGUACGGCGCGGGUUUGAUAACGCUAGAGAUUCCAGAGAUACAAGUCUACCUCCUACGCACUAGGUGCCCUAUGUUGUACGUAAGCUGGGUUAGGUCUACCAUCUACCAGACAAAUGAGGUGCAAGGCGAAAGACAUCCAUCUGCUCUUUCCGUAGAUGCGGCGUCUGCAACAAAUCUUAUCCGGCGAUAACGUCCACUGCGGGAAAAGGUACAUUCGUCCGUCUUCGUUAGCCUUGUCAAUGCCUUGCUUUUAAUUUGGGCCAUCGAAUAUUUUCCGUACCUACCAACCUAUCUUAUUAGAUAACUGCCCUACUCCUCAUGUCGGACUACCAAGUAGCUCUGUGAGAGAUCCAUUUAAUACUUGUCGGAAAAAAAAAACCCUCCUGUAUGCUACCUUAAAUGUGUGGCAUUUGCACCGUGCGACCGCACACGACUUCUCCGGCUUCAGUACAAAUUCCAUAGACUCCGCGCAUGGCCGAUUCAGACCCGAACAAUGCCAUUCGUGAUGACACCCCGCCGGGUGAAGAUUCGAUACUCUCGUCGCGAGGACUCGAGGCCUUCACAAGAAAGGUGACGACAACGGCGAGCCAUUUAGUAGGUCCCGGGUCCGAUCAGGCUGGGAACCAUUACCACAACGCCAUGGCUCAAGUUCAUAAGCAGCUGAGGAAGCCCGGCAUCCAACGAGGCAUGUUCACCAUGGCUCGGACGACGCCGACUGACUUGGUUCGCUCCAAGUUCUCUACCGCUGAAAUCCAAUCCCGCGCCUUAGCACACCUGCCCGACGACAUGCUUAAAAAUUUACCCGAAAAUGAAAAUGCCUAUUCCUUAUUUCAAGGCUUCCAAGCGACUUUUCCUGAGUUGACACACGAGGGCAAAAAGCACAGGAGAAAAGUCUCGAGAGGGAGAAAAAUGCUCGAAGAGAGCCCGACAACUCCAGAUAACCCAAACCACCUCCACAAGCUAAAGAAAGACAGGUCAUCGCUUAUGCAUGAGCUUGAGAUGCUUAGUAUUCGGAAGAAUAUGGCAAGCUGUGAGAUCCGCGAGAUUGAUAACAAGAUCGCUAAUCUAGCUGGAAUGAGGCGCAUCAUUCUUGAGAGGUUAGCAGGUUUAGAGCAAGAAGAAGCACUUUUGGAACAUGAUAUUGUGGAUAUGGAGGGUCGGAUAGAAGACGCUCAGACCCUCUUUGACGAAGCCGAGUCGAUAGCUGCUGCUGUCGACACACCAAACAAAUCAGACGAUGACGACUUAGUAACGGAUCAAGAUACAGAUGAAUUUAUGUCAAAAUCUAUAUACGAGAAGCUUCCUUCUACCCCAUCCAAAAAGAAACACAAGACCAUGAAGCGAAAGUCAAUGCCUAUAUUGCACGAGCACUUCGAACCAGGUUUUAUGAUCCGGGAAAUUAAGGCUCACGCCGAUGAUAUCACGACGUUAGACUUCGAUGUACCUUUUGGCACCCUCGUUACAGCCUCUAUGGAUGACUCGGUUAGGGUAUGGGAUUUGAAUGCUGGACGCUGUAUUGGAUUUCUUGAAGGCCAUACCGCACCGGUACGGGCACUGCAAGUAGAAGACAAUAUCCUUGCUACGGGUUCUAUGGAUGCCACUAUCCGAUUAUGGGACUUGAGUAAGUCACAUUACGAUCCGCAAGGCAGUCAAUUUGGUAGGGACGACGAAGAUGACGACGGCAUGGCUUUUGAGAAUCCCGAUGACCAACCAGUAGACCCGCCCGAGGGCAGUAUGGCAGAUUGUCCACUCUUUACUCUGGAAUCCCAUGUAGAUGAGAUUACUACUCUUCACUUCCGGGGCAAUACCCUCGUUUCUGGAUCGUCGGAUAAGACACUCCGCCAAUGGGAUCUGGUGAAAGGACGAUGCGUACAAACCCUUGAUGUGAUGUGGGCAGCAGCUCAGGCUUCCGUUUCUAUCGGCACGGGCGAGGGGACCUGGAGACAAACCGGGCGGCCACCAACAGCGUCAGCUGAUUUUGUGGGUGCGUUGCAAGUCUUCGAGUCCGCUCUAGCCUGUGGUACCGCCGAUGGCAUGGUUAGACUAUGGGAUUUGAGAAGUGGACAGGUUCACCGCAGCCUCGUUGGACACACUGGACCGGUGACAUGCUUGCAGUUUGACGAUGUACAUCUUGUGACGGGUAGUCUGGACCGAAGCAUACGGAUAUGGGACCUACGUACAGGCUCCAUAUUUGAUGCCUACGCGUACGACAACCCAGUCACAAGUAUGAUGUUCGACAACCGACGCAUCGUAAGUGCGGCGGGCGAAGACGUUGUCAAGGUCUACGAUAAGAUGGAGUCGCGGCAGUGGGACUGCGGCGCGGGUAUCACGGAAGCGGACGGAAGAAGGGCACCGGCUAUUGUGGAGCACGUUCGCAUCAAGGAUGGCUACCUAGUCGAGGGGCGUCGCGACGGGCACGUGGGUGCUUGGGCAUGCUAGCCUCUUGCACUAAGUGUGCUUCAUGGAUAUGUAUAUAUGUCAGAGUUUUUACGAAAAGCAAAGGUCACUGCGUAAACUACUAAGUGGAUUAGCUGAAUGGUGUGCAUGCUCAUGUUUUCUUGCCCACUAAGUAGUCAGAUGUAGCGUAGUUAAAGACACAGAACUACACUUAUUAUCGAGCUUCAAC
Molecule: messenger RNA, 2675 nt
Organism: Daldinia loculata
Lineage: Eukaryota; Fungi; Ascomycota; Sordariomycetes; Xylariales; Hypoxylaceae
Product: mitochondrial division protein 1
Exons: 5
Coding region: 521-2488 (655 amino acids)
Cellular component (GO): preribosome, large subunit precursor
Molecular function (GO): protein binding
Source: RefSeq, a predicted model, not a curated record